Messenger RNA from Nerophis lumbriciformis (worm pipefish), 2462 nucleotides. RefSeq names its product solute carrier family 25 member 44b (gene slc25a44b). Gene Ontology annotation, cellular component: mitochondrion. The record is from RefSeq and is a predicted model, not a curated record. Gene Ontology annotation, molecular function: branched-chain amino acid transmembrane transporter activity. Lineage: Eukaryota; Metazoa; Chordata; Actinopteri; Syngnathiformes; Syngnathidae. Gene Ontology annotation, biological process: branched-chain amino acid transport; transmembrane transport; branched-chain amino acid catabolic process.
UCAAGCCGGCCCCUGUGUUUGGAAUGGAUGCCGGAAGUUGGGUGAGCUCGGAGGUCGAACACGAAAACUCUCCCGCAGCUUCUCGCUUUUAACUGCUCGAUAAGAAACGACAUAUUCGAACAUUACUCGUCGCUAUGUUAUUCAAAUUAUUCAGGACGUAAACAUCUGUCCAAAGAGUCAUGAGUCAUUCAAAUGAGGAUGCUGCUACGAAUGGCACCAUGCAGCAAAAGAGGAACAUCCAGAUCAUUGAGUGGGAGGACUUGGACAAAAGGAAGUUCUAUUCUUUUGGGGUGUUCAUUACCUUGAGCAUCCGGGCCACGGUCUACCCGGCCACCCUGAUCCGGACUCGGCUUCAGGUGCAGCGGGGCAAAUCCCUCUACGGCGGCACCUUCGACGCCUUCGUCAAGAUCCUGCGGGCGGAGGGCGUUCGGGGCCUGUACCGUGGCUUCAUGGUGAACACCUUCACCAUCAUCUCUGGCCAGGCUUACAUAACCACUUACGAGCUGGUGAGGAAGUAUGUGUCCAACUAUUCUGACGACAACACAGUCAAAUCGCUGGUGGCGGGUGGCGCGGCUUCCAUGGUGGCCCAGAGCAUCACCGUGCCCAUCGACGUGGUGUCGCAGCAGCUGAUGAUGCAAGGCCAGGGGGAGCACCUCAGCCGCUUUCGCCUUCAUUCUAAAUCAGAGACCGGCAAGCCAAAAAGAGUGUUUGGCCAAACCAGAAGCAUUGUGACCCAAAUAUUUGCUGCUGAUGGUUUACCAGGCUUCUACAGGGGAGCUGUUGCUUCUUUACUUACCUACAUCCCAAAUAGCGCCGUCUGGUGGCCGUUCUACCAUUUUUAUGCUGAGCAGCUGUCAAACCUGGCCCCUUCUGACUGUCCUCAUAUUGUCCUCCAAGCCAUGGCUGGGCCACUCGCGGCCGCCACUGCCUCCACUGUCACCAACCCGAUGGAUGUUGUCAGAGCCAGGGUGCAGGUUGAAGGACGCACUUCAAUCAUCGACACAUUCAGGCAGCUGAUCAGGGACGAAGGCGUCUGGGGUUUGACCAAAGGACUGUCGGCCCGCAUCAUUUCUUCCACUCCCACCGCCAUCGUCAUGGUGGUCGGCUACGAGACCCUCAAAAAAGUGAGUUUGCGGCCUGAGCUGGUGGACUCCAGACACUGGUAGAUGCCACUUUGUCACCAGGACCACAUGCCAUGUGAGAAGAGAAGCUCCAUACAGGACACAAAAACAAAAGUACCUCACUUUUUUAAAAGUAGACCAAAACAGUUGAUUUUUGUUGUUAUUCGGAGAAUGUUUGUGCUUGGUGUCAACUGCUCUACAUCAUCAAGAGAUCCAACGUGGUGGGCCAACAUCAGGUUAGAAGUACCACUAUUGCUACUACUAGUACUACUCUUGCCUUUUUUUAAAUUGUUUUUGCCUUUAUCAAGUAACAUUUGUGAAAUAUAUCUGUUUUGUAGGUAUGUUGUGUAUGUGUUGUACCGGUAAUUAAUAAUGGAUGACAAAAUGGCAAAUUCCGUGCAACAAAGCAAACCUAAGUACUGGAGGAACACAACUAUUAGACUGUGUGCGUGUUCCAGGUUUAACAAGUGCAGUUUUGUUGUGUGUGUUGUACCCUUUUAAGCACAAACUGAAUCCGUACAUUUGUUUUUAAUAAUGUCUUACAAUUUAUUAUGCUUAGUGUUUUUAUUUGGUGUUGGUGUUUCUUUAUAAUGCACCCCCCGCGACCCUGUAAGGGACAAGCGGUAGAAAAUGGAUGGAUGGAUGGAUGGAAUUAGUUUAGACAUCUAAAUUAAUGCCAUUGUCACCAUGAAUAAGGACAUUUUAUUGGUGGGACCUUGCUGCUUUUGUACAGUUUUUGGGGGGUAAUGUGGCAAUUUUAAUGCAACAAACUAUUAAUGAGUAAGAUAUAACCUAUAUUGGGGUAACACUUACAGUGAUGCAGGGAUUUUAUUUGGACUUUGCUUAGAAAACUUACUGAAAUAAUGUGAAAACUACUUUAAGGAAUUAUGUUGAAAUGCAAUUUACAAGAACAUACAGUGGUACCUUGGUUUUCUUACACCUCACUUCUCAUAUACGAAAAUCUUUGCCCAAAUGUUGACCUAGUUUUCGUUAACCGUCUGUUAGCACACAACCAAACAUUGUGUGGAAGUCGUCAUUCAGGUGAAUUGAGUGCCAAAACAGACGAGUCUCGCGUGUCUGCGCUUUUAUUAAUUGAGUACAGCUGCAAAAUAGCAAGCAUGGAAUCAAAGAAAGUUUUCAGACCUUUGAUAAAGAAGGUGAGGAACAUUGUUGGAUUGAUGCCAAAAACUGGUGGCAUCCACUCAUCAGUGGUUUAUGGUAAAACUUAUUUUAAAUGUUGAUUUAACCAUUUAAUUAAUAAUUUCCAUGUUUUAUGCAUUGUUUUCGAUAUGUAAAACCAUAAUUAUUCUACAAACCCCAUUUCCAUAUGAGUUGGGAAAU